Molecule: messenger RNA, 2299 nt
Organism: Orussus abietinus
Lineage: Eukaryota; Metazoa; Arthropoda; Insecta; Hymenoptera; Orussidae
Product: modular serine protease
Exons: 10
Coding region: 113-2245 (710 amino acids)
Biological process (GO): proteolysis
Cellular component (GO): membrane
Molecular function (GO): serine-type endopeptidase activity; protein binding; G protein-coupled receptor activity
Source: RefSeq, a predicted model, not a curated record
AUCUUUCAUAUUUUUCUGGGAAUAAUCCUGCCACCCGGGUAAUAGAUUUCCAUUAUAAAUAUCGGGUAUAAAGGUUCGAUUCCAAAGAGGAUUUUUUAACAGUGGUGCAAAGAUGCGUCGAGUGCUCGCCUCGAUCUUCGCCAUAUCCGCUCACAUUUUGAGAAAUGCCCUUGCCGAAAAAUUCCUCGAUAACGUUCCUCCAUUUGUCUGCGUGGACGGUUCGAAAAUACCGCUUAAAAACGUUUGUGACGGUUUUCCGCACUGCCCUGAUUCAUCGGACGAGCUGAGGAAACUGUGCCAUCACGUCGUAUGUCCUCUCUCUCUGUAUCGAUGUGCCUACGGUGCAUGUGUUCCUCGAAGCUCUCGGUGCAAUGGGAUUCAGGAUUGUACGGAUGGCAGCGAUGAAUUCCAUUGUGAGAUACCAGAAGUUUGUUCGGAACGAGAAUUCCAGUGUUCCAAUUCCACAGAAUGUAUUCCUCUGGCUGAUUUGUGCAACGGAUAUCCGGACUGCAAAGACAUCAGCGACGAGAACGAAACCGUUUGUAAGGAGUAUCCAUGUGCAAGCCACACAUACCACUGCGCUUAUGGAGGAUGCGUUCACCAGGAGGUGAUCUGCGACGGGGUCAAGGACUGCGUGGAUGGGUCUGAUGAGGAGCCAGGAAGCUGCGCGGCAAUCAACUGCAAGGGCAAGGAGUGUGAACAAUAUCAGUGCAGGAAGGACGAGUUCCAUUGCGAAAACAGUGGCCAGUGCAUCCCGGGGAAUCGAGUUUGCGAUGGGUCCUAUCAGUGCAGGGAUGGCUCCGACGAGGAUUCCUCGUUCUGCGAAUCCCGAGAGUGUCCUCCAGGUUCCUUCAGGUGCGCAUAUGGAGGAUGCAUCGACCAGGAGUUGACGUGCAACCUGGAGCCGAAUUGCCACGACUGGAGCGACGAGGACGAGGCCAUGUGUGGGAGGUCUCUUCCAGAAGGAGCUUGUCGUUUACCUUCUGCCAAACCCGGGACUCAUUACAACGUCUCGGAUUGCCCUAAAUGCAGACCUGGAGACGUGGUGCCCGAGCUCGCCCGGCUGGAUUACUUCUGCGAAUUGAAGGGCUCUUUAGAAGGGGCGGAAAGCGUUUAUUGCCACGAUAAUAAAUGGUUACCGGCUAUUCCGACGUGUCCCUCAGGCGUCGAGAGAAUUACCUGUCCCCCUGUUUUCGCUCCUGGGGCGAGGAAACGAUGCGAGGCGAUGUGGGGUCCUCAUCAGGGCUGGGUGGACUGCAAUAAAUCCGUUAGCGUUGGUACAAGAGUUACCAUGGAAUGUCCGGAUUUCUAUGAACGAGACAGUGGAUCCUCCAGGACGACGUGUCUUCACGACGGUACCUGGAGCCAGGGCCCUCUGAAAUGUAUUCCAACCUGCGGAAGAAGGGACACUCCAGCGUCAACGUUGAUAGUGAAAGGCUGGGAAACGUCCAGGGAAGAUGCUUUACCUUGGCACGCGACAUUAUUUUCCCACGAUGACGGGAAGUGGACCUUUUUUUGCGGUGGAACUCUCAUCGGCGAACGUGUCGUCCUUACGGCUGGUCAUUGCAUUUGGCAAACUGCUUCGGAAACUGUUAGAGUAUCCCUCGGUACAUACUCCAGUAAUUUCAGUCUUAAGGAUGAGAACGUACAGGUGUUCGAUCUGGAGAGGAUUGAGUUGCAAGACUCCUAUCAGGACCACGAAGGAAAUUAUGGAUCCGACCUGGCAAUCUUAAUUUUGGAAAGACCUGCUGUCCUUAAUUCCUAUGUAAGACCUGCUUGCAUCGAUUGGGCGAACACUGUGGACAUUUCUCAAAGAAGCGGAGAAGUCGGAUUAGUUAACGGAAUGGGCAUUACGGAGAAGGAUACAUCCAGUCCGACUCUGAGAGCUACGUCGUUGGAGGUAGUGUCCGACGAGAAGUGUCGAGGCAGUCAGAAAGAAGACUUUCGUAAAUACUUGACUUACACGACAUUUUGUGCUGGAUGGGGUAACGGCACCGGAGUUUGUAAUGGAGACAGCGGUGGAUCAUUUGUUCUCCGAAAGCCAAACAGCACCGUCUGGGAAGUUCAAGGCGUUGUGUCGAUUAGUCCAAGACGAGUAGAUUCUGUGUACUGCGAUCCAAAUUUUUACACUGUCUUCACAAAGGUAUCGAUGUAUACCAACUGGAUUCGGAAUAUCCUGAACAGCAUCCCAGUGAUUGGCCCUCCGGAUAACCAACAAUCACCAAACAGAGACGUCAUUUUGUAAUAAUAACUGUAGAGUCGCAAGUAAGCCUGUAAUUAAAUAAAAUUAACGCUCAGG